Molecule: messenger RNA, 2751 nt
Organism: Miscanthus lutarioriparius
Lineage: Eukaryota; Viridiplantae; Streptophyta; Magnoliopsida; Poales; Poaceae
Source: the annotation of a GenBank genome assembly
AUGCUCACAAAAGGAUCAUCUUCAGAUGUUCUCAGAGCAAGCAUUUCUAGCGCCCCAAGUACAUCUAGCCAUGGUUCUGCACAAGAUGAAUGUGAUUCAUUAGGGGAUGUGUAUGUAUGGGGUGAGGUUGUCUGCGAUACUUCAUUACGAACUGGUUCUGAUACUGUAAUUAGUUCAACUGGCAGGACUGACAUCCUCCUCCCGAAGCCAUUGGAGUCCAAUUUAGUUCUUGAUGUGUAUCAUGUAGAUUGUGGGGUUAAGCAUGCUGCAUUGGUCAUGAAAAAUGGUGAGGUUUUUACAUGGGGUGAAGAUUCUGGAGGCCGCCUUGGCCAUGGAACACGAGAAGAUUGUGUUCGCCCUCGUCUGGUUGAGUCUUUGACAGUUUCCAAUGUAGAUUUUGUUGCCUGUGGGGAAUUUCAUACUUGUGCUGUUACAACAACGGGUGAGCUUUAUACCUGGGGAGAUGGAACUCACAAUGUUGGGCUUCUCGGGCAUGGCAAUGAUGUAGGACACUGGAUACCUAAGAGGGUUUCUGGAGCAUUGGAUGUUCUUCAAGUUGCUUAUGUUUCGUGUGGGACCUGGCAUACAGCCUUGAUAACAUCCAUGGGCCAAUUGUUUACCUUUGGGGACGGUUCAUUUGGUGUAUUAGGCCACGGAGAUCUGAAAAAUGUUUCUUACCCAAGGGAGGUAGAGUCACUAUCAGGGUUGAAAACAAUUGCUGUGGCAUGUGGUGUAUGGCACACUGCAGCUAUUGUGGAGGUUAUUGUCACUCGGUCCAGUUCAAGUGUAAAACUAUCUGCUGGAAAGCUGUUCACAUGGGGAGAUGGUGACAAGCAUCGACUUGGUCAUGGUGACAAAGAAACUCGACUUAAGCCGACUUGCAUGGCUACGCUUAUUGAUCAUGAUUUUUACAGGGUAGCAUGUGGUCACAGUCUUACUGUUGCCUUGACAACUUCUGGACAAGUCUUGAGCAUGGGUAAUGCUGUUUAUGGUCAGCUCGGAAAUCCUCAUUCAGAUGGAAGGAUACCUUGUUUAGUUGAAGACAAAAUUGUGGGUGAGCAAGUUAUCCAAAUUGCUUGUGGCUCCUACCAUGUCGCAGUUUUGACAGGUAGGAAUGAAGUUUUUACAUGGGGAAAGGGAGCUAAUGGAAGAUUGGGUCAUGGAGACAUAGAGGAUCGGAAGGUGCCUACACUGGUUGAAGCCUUGAAAGAUAGAGCUGUUAGGUACAUAGCCUGUGGUGCAAACUUCACUGCUGCUAUUUGUCAAUAUAAAUGGGUUUCUGGAGCUGACCAAUCACAGUGUUCCUCAUGUCGACAGCUAUUUGGGUUUACUCGAAAGAGGCGUAACUGCUAUAAUUGUGGACUUGUCCAUUGCAAUGCCUGCACCUCGCGGAAGGCUUUGAGAGCAGCACUGGCUCCUAGUCCUGGGAAACCUUACCGUGUUUGUGAUUCAUGUUUCUUGAAGUUGAAUAAUGCCUCGGAUCCUAAUGCAGCUAACCGGAGGAAAGACCCUGUUCCCUACCAACCUGUUGAAAGCAAUGGUGAUGCUAAAGUAGGAAAGGCUAGUUUGCCUAGUAAUAUGGAUAUGAUUCGAAAUUUGGAUAUCAAGGCAGCACGGCAAGGGAAGAAAACUGAUGGGCUAUCAUUUCUCCGGAAUCCUCAAGUUAGUUCGCUCCUGCAGCUGAGUGAUAUUGCUUUAUCUGGUGGCUUGGGCAUGAACAGAUCAGCUCCGAGAGCAGUACGCAUAUCUGCAGCUCGGUCAGUUACUACUUCAAGAGCUGUUUCCCCUUUCUCUCGCAAGCCCAGUCCACCACGUUCUACUACACCAGUUCCAACAGCCCAUGGUCUUUCUCUCUCAAAAAGUGCUACUGAUAAUAUUGUUAAAGCAAAUGAGCUCUUAAAUCAGGAAGUUGAAAGACUGGGUGCACAGGUUGAUAACCUGAGAAAUCGUUGCGAGCUUCAAGAACUUGAGCUUCAAAAAUCAGCAAAAAAGGUACAAGAGGCCAUGACACUGGUUGCCGAAGAAUCUGCAAAAUCCAAAGCUGCAAAAGAAGUUAUAAAAUCUUUAACCGCUCAGCUGAAGGAUAUGGCUGAGAGAUUACCACCAGAUCAUGGGGCCUAUAGUGUCAAUGAGACAAAGCAAUCACAUAUUCCGAAUGGCAUUGAGUCACAUGUUGCUAGCUACUCUAGCAUGAAUGGAAUUCACCAGACACGGAAUGAGUUGCUCAAUGCUUCAAUUGCACAUAGUCCAAGCUCUGGACGAUCAUCGCAUUGCAAUGGAAUCUCAGGCCAACAUAAAUUACUGGGUAAUGUGAGUGAACAUAGUGACUGCAGCACUCACAGCCUAAGAAUUACCAGUCCUCACGACUCAGAGCUUCCUAAUCGAAGAGCACGCAGCAGCAGCGAUGAGAUGCUGACAGCAGGCAGUAGAGUGGAUGAUAAUGUGAGCAUGGAUGCUAUGUCCCUUCAAAGCGGUGAGGAUGGCUACAAGCCUCGAGGCACGAUAUCAUUACCAUGCAACCAAGUUCAGGCCGAAUGGAUCGAGCAGUAUGAACCCGGCGUAUACAUAACACUCACAACCCUCCAUGAUGGGACCCGGGAUCUGAAGAGGGUUCGCUUCAGCCGAAGACGUUUUGGUGAGCAUCAGGCGGAAAAUUGGUGGAAUGAGAACCGGGAAAAAGUGUAUGAGCGAUACAACGUGAAGAGCUCUGAGCGUGUGUCAUCAGCAGCCUCAACCCGGUCUGCAUACUGA